Molecule: messenger RNA, 1925 nt
Organism: Ruditapes philippinarum (Manila clam)
Lineage: Eukaryota; Metazoa; Mollusca; Bivalvia; Venerida; Veneridae
Exons: 3
Coding region: 163-1827 (554 amino acids)
Biological process (GO): positive regulation of DNA-templated transcription
Cellular component (GO): chromatin; nucleoplasm
Molecular function (GO): ubiquitin-protein transferase activity; zinc ion binding
Source: RefSeq, a predicted model, not a curated record
GUUUUCAAAUAAUUCUUUAAUACAGUCCUAGGCACGGGUGUCAAAUUCCAUAUGGACCUUAAAAUUGUGCAUCCGUAAAAGGAAAUUUGAUUUCCUUUCUUAUAACACCAUAUGUGAAAGCGAAAGUAAAUCAUUCACAGGAAGUAAGAACGACAAUAUAACAUGGCUGAGGGUGGCGAUUUGACUUUCAUAAAAGAUGGUUCGGAUGCUGAUUUUGAGUACACUUGCACUCCAUGUGGGGAUGAUGAUAUCCGAGAAGAGGCUGUAAAGUUUUGCCCUGUAUGUGAGGAAUAUCUGUGUACAUCAUGUACACGACAACAUGGUCGGCGGAAAGCUACACGGUCACAUACUUUACAAGAUUGUGAUGCUUUGACAACAAAAGGUACAGCGGUAACCAUGGUCACAAAAUGUCGUUAUCAUCUAGAUCGUGACAUUGAAAUGUACUGCGAAGUACAUGACAUGGUCUAUUGUAUGAAAUGUAUUAUUGAUAAUCACAGAUCCUGCAAUGGAGUAUCUAAUUUAGAAGACGUGUCUUCACAUCAGGUAAAAGAGAUUGAGCGACUAAAGACAGACAUGAAAACUAUUCAAGAGCGUUUAGAUGACACUGAUCAGAAGUUGAAGACGAACAUCAGUAGCGUUGAGAAGCAAAGAAACGAAAUUAUUUCUCAGAUAGAGGGGAUUGAGCGGGAAUUCGUUGAUCAUAUCCGUAAGCUGAAGCAUAAAGCAUUGGAAGCUCUUAAUUCAGACUUUACUUUGGCCAAAGAAGAGGUUGAGAUAAAUGUUUCUCAGAUUAGCAAAGUUAAACAAGAAAUUGAGCAAGCAUGUAGCCAAUUACAGACAGUCGACAGUAUGAAUGUAAGGCAACAAUUUGUACAGACAAAACUGGUACAACAGACUGUAAACAAUGCUUUGAAAGUUUUUAAACAAAGCGAGGCUAAAGGUUGUCAGUAUUUACGCUUCACGGAAAAUGCGGAAUUAAAAUCUUUAAUCAUUGCGUCAACAUCUUUAGGGUCUGUAGAGAAGACAACAGAAAACAACAGUCUGUUGUAUAAAGUAAGUUCACAGAAGGAGAUUAAUAUCAAAAUGAAAAAUGACGGUGUACAAUGCUACAUUAAUGAUAUAUGUCAGCUUACAGACGGUACAAUCAUAUUGGCUGAUAGCAAUAACAAGAGGAUAAAGAGGCUUGAUGGGAAUUAUAACAUUAAAGAUUGUUUGGAUCUAGAAUCAUAUCCUAGAGGUAUCUGUUGUACUGGUAAUACCGAGGUCGCUGUGAAACUUUACAACGACAAAGUUUGGUUUAUAUCAACAGGAAACUCAUUAUCUAAGAUGAGAGAUAUAUCUGUUACAGGUGGAGGUUACUGGGGAAUGGCAUAUUGUGCUGGACAGUUGUGGGUAUCUGAUUUAAAUGGUGUAAAUGUAUACAAUAUGACUGAUACAUUAUUAAAAUCUUUCAGCAAGGAUGUCAAUGGUCAACGCAUAUUUAAAUCAUCUCCACAACAAAUGGCUGUCAGUGGAGAUACUAUUAUUGUAACAGAUAAUAGUGAUGGUGCUGUCUGUCUGAACAGAGAUGGUACGGUGAAGAGAGAACUGAGGGAUAAAAGACUUGCCAACACACGUGGUGUAUGUGUAGCCAAUGACGGGACCGUGUUUAUUUCUGGGUUAAACUCAAACAACAUCUUGAUGUUUGAUAGAGAUGGUAAAUGUUUUGGAGAAUUGGUGGGUAAAGAUGCCGGUCUGAUUAAACCAACAUCAUUGUUAUAUGAUGACAAGAAAAACUGUUUAAUUGUUGCAUGCAAUCCGGAUAAGAUCAUAGUUUAUUAUACAUGAUAUAUUUGACAUUAAAAGUAGGAGGAGCAUAUAUCAUUGUACUGCUACGAUGAUCAUAUUUUAUAUAGUUGUGAAUUAAAUUUAAUGUAAUCGCUGUA